CUGAGAUAAGAGAAAUAUUCGAGGUCUUAUCUGCCGAAAUACAUAAUCUGGUCAUAGCCGCCAUCUCAGUGGGCCUGUAAAGUUAUUUACUUUAACAAUGGCCCUGGUCUUGAUUCGUAGUCUUCGUUUUUGGCAAAGAUCGCAAUCGUUUGGCAGUUGAAUUUCGACCACGGUUCUAUCAUGAUGGCCUUUCGAUUGAGUUUUGUGCUCCUGGCCUUCUUCUUUACUAGUUCCUACCAGCUUUCCAAGCCCGAGGAUUCCACCUAUUGGGCAGCGGUGGUAGAACACAUGGAGGCGGAGGGUAAUUCUGCUCGGAGUCGCACCAGUUCCAUAUCACAAUCCUUUCAGGAUAUCAUCCGAGAUGUAGACGAAGUGGACAUAAUCGUAUUUCCCGAGCAUCUUCUAAACAGUCAGGAUACGGCCACCUUUGUGCCCCAUGAAUCCCAGAAUGUUACGCCCUGCUACCAAGCGGAUUACGACCUGUUCCUCAUUGAAUUAUCCUGCGCGUCGAGAUCGAGGGGCUUCUAUGUGGUGAUAAAUGUGGUGGAGAAGGAACUCUGUGCCAAUGGAGCCGGAUCCGAUACCUUCGGCCCGUGUCCUUCGACAGGAGUUCGGUACUUCAACACCAAUGUGGUCUUCGACCGCAAGGGCAGGGUUAUCUCGCGAUAUCGUAAAAGUCAUCUGUGGCGUCACGAAUACAUGGAGACAUCGGUGCUCCGUACUCCCGAUGUAUCCACCUUUACCACAGAUUUUGGCGUAACCUUUGGCCAUUUCAUUUGCUUCGAUAUGUUGUUCUAUGAUCCGGCAGUGAAGUUGGUAAGGGAACUGAAUAUUACGGAUAUCAUAUAUCCCACUUACUGGUUUUCGGAACUGCCAUUUCUGGGAGCUGUGCAACUGCAAGAGGGUUGGGCAUUCGGCAAUAAUGUGAAUCUGUUGGCAGCAGAUGCCAGUCGACCCGAUGGCAAGACCACUGGAUCUGGUAUAUAUGCAGGUCGGGGUGGAAGACUUGUGGCGGAGAUUUUUGAGGAGCCCACAACCAAGUUGCUGAUAUCGGAGGUUCCCAAAAGAGAGUAUGGUGAACUGGCUCCCAUUUUCACACCCGUGUUCACGCCUCAGUUGAAAACCCAAAGAGUUACUGGAGUAGCCACCUACAGGGAUUAUAAUGUGGAUAUUUUUGAGAGUGAACUUUUAGCGGAGGAUUUCUUGAGCUUGGAAAGGACGUUGUGCCACGGCAGCUUUUGCUGUUCCUUUGCCAUCGAACGGACGGUUACCACAGCCAGUGCCAACGAGGUGAUCUCCUCGGAUUCCAAGACCUAUCGCUAUAGAAUAGCCGCCUAUUGGGGCAAUGAAACGACCGUGAUCCGAGUGGAUCGCACUGAGCAAGCCAUUUGUGCUUUGUUCUCUUGUACGGAUGAGAGUAUCAGCAGUUGCGGUUACAUAUUUCCCGCAGAACAGGAGGUCAUCAAUAAGCACCAUUUCACCAAGUUGAAUAUUUCUGGUAAUUUUCCCGCAGCAACUCAUGGUCGUCGUCUGAUCAUGCCCAGCACCUUGAAUGCCCUAUUCUUGCCCGUUUCUGUUUCGGAUUUCGAUUGGACUGAGUCACCAGAGGCUGCCCCAAAUCCAGAUAAACCUACAUAUGUGGCUUUAAGCCUAUCAAAGGCGCAAAACGACCUACUGACCUUUGCCAUUUGGGUCAACUAUUUCACCGAUUUGCCCAGCACCCACAACUUGGAUCACAUGCAACCAGGUUUCACUAGUCCCUCAACUUCUGGUUCCCCUGGAUUGUUUGCCUCCAGUGUUUGGUGGGUCCUAGCCUGCCUGUUCAUUAUACUAUAGAUUAAUUAUUUUUUUCUGCCAAGUCAUUAUAAUAUACCAGAAAAUUCUUUGGCACAUACAAAUAGUUUGAGUUUCCAGCGGAUUCUGUGAGUCAUAUUUUUUUUACACAUUUUUUUUUAUCUCUAGAUAACACACAAUGACAUUGUGACUAAUAAUACAAUGAAGGGGAUUUGAAAUCUCAGGACAAGUGCUAAAACGUGAUGUUUGAUAACAAGCUAAUGAUAAAUACCAAGUAUAAAAUAAAAGUAGAGCAGUCAAAUGUUAUCACAUCUUUAUAAGGGUAUAUAAUGACUUUAAUAAUACAUUUACCAUUUGUAUUAUUGUGUGAAUAAAAGCGAAGUCUUCAAAUAAAGCUAUAUAAACCCUUCUAUGGCACUGAAAUCUCUUUCAAAACAAUUUUGUUGGAAUUGAGCCCAAAGUACAUACAGAUUUUAACUGACUUUGUCCGAUUGUACUAUUGUUAAACAUGGAUACAUUUGAUAUUUGAUGAGGUUUGGAUGAAGAUCCCUGAGUGUCAGUAAUAUCCAGUAAAACCCAUGAUUGAAGUACAUAAGAAUAUAUAUACUUUAUAUGGUCGGUAAAGCUGUCUUUUACAUGCCAUGUACUUUUUAACGUGUAAAAUAUACCUCCACA
This is a messenger RNA of Drosophila suzukii, 2469 nucleotides long. It is a transcript of the gene Btnd, whose product is annotated as Biotinidase. The record is from RefSeq and is a predicted model, not a curated record. NCBI's taxonomy places the organism in Eukaryota, Metazoa, Arthropoda, Insecta, Diptera, Drosophilidae. Gene Ontology annotation, molecular function: hydrolase activity, acting on carbon-nitrogen (but not peptide) bonds, in linear amides.